This is a messenger RNA of Strongylus vulgaris, 210 nucleotides long. NCBI's taxonomy places the organism in Eukaryota, Metazoa, Nematoda, Chromadorea, Rhabditida, Strongylidae. The record is from the annotation of a GenBank genome assembly.
UGUGUCGAAGUAGUGAAUGAGUGCAGUACUGGGAAAGCGGACUGCUCCUGCAAUGCUGAUUGCUUUGAUCGAGCUGAAGGUUAUGAGUGCAAAUGUCGCCCUGGAUUCGUGGACGCUUCUCCAGAUGUCGUACACUAUCCAGGAAGAGUUUGCAAUAAGCCAAAAUCGCCAGAGCAUUAUGGUCAGACUAGCAGACAGGUGUGAAUGAAU